CGCUAAAAUAUCAGCAAUUUAAUUAAAUUAACAUCGUUGAGAGCUAUUAGUGUGAAAAAUAAAAGCUUGGCAAAUUUAUUAGUGUCAGCUUGUGCAACUCCUUUAAGGCGCAGCGUGAUUAAUAAUGUCAUUGAAUGUUUCCCAUAAGAGCAGUUUUAAUUAUCUUGAAGUAUUUUUCAAUUGUUUUCUGUAUUAUUUUUGUGCUUUUAAAACCAUUGAGUGGUGAUUUCAUCAAACAUUUUUAUCUGGAAUAAUCCAGAAAAUUUCAUAAAAAACUCGAAGCUAUGAUUAAUGGAAAUAUUAAUUAUAUAGAUAGAUAUAGGUUUAUCGAUAACCGUUCGGAAAUAAUCAAAACUAGAUGUUAAGUCCGAUAAUCAGUUAGACUGAAGGAAAGAUUGGCAGAGUCAUCAUAUGAA
Messenger RNA from Clunio marinus, 416 nucleotides. The record is from the annotation of a GenBank genome assembly. Lineage: Eukaryota; Metazoa; Arthropoda; Insecta; Diptera; Chironomidae.